UGCAAAUAUUAAGAGGAAGCACAUUCCAGGCAGACAGAGGAGCCAGUAUAAAAGCUCUAAUAAGGAAUGUGCCUGGUACAUUUCAAAACAGCAAGAAGGCUUGUGUGGCAGAACAAGCAAGCAAAGGGACAAAAAUUUUAGACGGCAUUUCUUUAGAUGCUACCUACAAGUACUUGUUAGCUGCCUUGGGGCUCUGGAGUGAAUUCUUCUGGUUUGGCAGUGAGCACCUCAGCUGCAGGCUCUUUGUUCCCUUCAGCUAAGUGGAAACUUUGAAAGGAAAGCCUUCCUGGAUGUAAGACAAAGGCGGGGUGUAAAACGAAAACAAAAGUAGCCUGAGUUAGAGAGGUCAUUCGAUUUUACUCUGCCCUCAAGACUGAUCCUCUCUGUCGACUGAAACAGGUUGGAGCCAUGGCUUUGGAACACAACCAGUCAGCAGAUUACUAUUAUGAGGAAAAUGAAGUGAACGACACUCACGACUACAGUCAGUAUGAAGUGAUCUGUAUAAAAGAAGAGGUCAGAAAAUUUGCAAAAGUUUUCCUGCCUGCCUUCUUCACAAUAGCUUUCAUCAUUGGACUUGCAGGCAAUUCCAUAGUAGUGGCGAUUUACGCCUACUACAAGAAGCAGAGAACCAAAACAGACGUGUACAUCCUGAACUUGGCCGUGGCAGAUCUACUCCUUCUACUCACUCUGCCUUUUUGGGCAGUUAAUGCGGUGCAUGGGUGGGUCUUAGGGAAAGUCAUGUGCAAAGUUAUGUCAGCCUUGUACACAGUCAACUUUGUCUCUGGAAUGCAGUUUCUGGCUUGUAUCAGUGUAGACAGAUACUGGGCAGUAACUAGAGCCCCCAGUCAUGGAGGAGUGGGCAAACAAUGCUGGCUCAUCUGCUUCUGUGUCUGGAUGGCUGCCAUCCUGCUGAGUAUACCCCAGCUGGUUUUUUAUACAGUCAACCACAAGGCUAGGUGUAUUCCCAUCUUUCCAUACCACCUAGGAACAUCCAUGAAAGCAUCAAUUCAAAUGCUAGAAAUCUGCAUUGGAUUUGUAAUACCCUUUCUUAUUAUGGGAGUGUGCUACUUCAUCACAGCGAGGACACUCAUCAGGACGCCAAACAUUAAAAAGUCUCAGCCCCUCAAAGUUCUGCUCACAGUGGUCAUAGUUUUCCUUGUCACUCAGCUGCCUUAUAACAUUGUCAAGUUCUGCCAAACCAUAGACAUCAUCUACUCCCUGAUCACCGACUGUGACAUGAGCAAACGCAUGGACAUUGCCAUCCAAAUCACAGAGAGCAUUGCACUCUUUCACAGCUGCCUCAACCCGGUCCUGUAUGUUUUCAUUGGAGCCUCUUUUAAAAACUACAUUAUGAAAGUUGCCAAGAAGUAUGGAUCCUGGAGAAGACAAAGACAAAAUGUGGAGGAGAUUCCUUUUGAUUCUGAAGAUGCUACAGAGCCAACCAGCACUUUCAGCAUUUAAAUGUGAAAUCGUUCUGUCUCUUGCUUCGAUACACAUGAAUGAUGCUUCUCCCUCAGAUCAAACAUUUGCAUUAUUCUGAAACUCAAAUCUCAAACACUGUGGUAGCAAUUUAAAACAAGAAGAGGCUGGGGUGGGGAAGAGGGGUGGAGUAGAAGCCAAGAAGAAGAGGAAACAAAAUGAUAAAUGCACAAAGCAUUUACUAAAGUUAAAAUCGACAAUACAGGAAAACAGUAACAGGUAUAAGUAAGGAAAAUACUAUGCUAUAAGUUUGGUGGGUGAUCUAAAACAGAUUAUUAAAAAGGCCUACAUUAAGGGGUAUUUAUAAUUAUUUUAUAUUAUCUAAAUUUUAAUGUAAGAACAAUUUCCCUGUAUAAUUUUAGUACUUGAAUAACUCUGCAGCAAAAUUUAAUCUUUUUCCUAUUUCUUAAUUCAUAAGUGAUUUCAUAAAACUUCAGACAGAAUAACAAUUAGCAAUCAAAAAAUACAUAAAAAGCUUUUCUGCCCCUUUUAAUACAUUCCUGCUAAGUUUCUAAAUGUAUAAUUUGCUUUAAUGAUGUAAACUUUCUUUAGUAAUAAACGUUAUCCUGUUAGAUGUAUACUCUAGAGGCAGUCCUCAGAUAAUCACACUUACCUAGGUUUCAAUUUUUAUAACUUCCUAAAGGUCUCAUCACGUAUAUGUCUAUUACUGACGAUCAGCUAAACAGUAUAUUUUCCUAUGUAUAAAGACUCUAAUUUUUCACUUAAAUAUUUGUAUUUUUCAGCAAGGAAAAUAUGUACCACAAUAACUUAUUUUUAAUAAUGUGUACUGCUUAUCUCUUUAAAAACAGUUAUAUAGAAAUUAUUAUAGUUCAUGUAAUAUGUCCUUAUUAAAAUUUAAUUUUGAUAGAAAUUACAGUGAUCAAAAAUAGUAUGCAUUAAUAUGAAUUUUAUCUUCACAAACUGUAAAAAAAAACUCUUAAAAUAAACAUCAUGCAAUCAAGAUAUGUAAUUUUAAAAUUUAUCACUUUUUAAAUCUGAAAAUGCUUUCAAAGGCAGAAUUUAAAGAACUGUGGUCAUGAAACUAA
Molecule: messenger RNA, 2525 nt
Organism: Vicugna pacos (alpaca)
Lineage: Eukaryota; Metazoa; Chordata; Mammalia; Artiodactyla; Camelidae
Source: RefSeq, a predicted model, not a curated record